UUGUAUGCGAAGCUUACGGAACUGGAGCAGAAGGUGGCGGAUGGAAUGCAGUUGCCUGUCGGUGCAGCCGAGUUCGCUGAGAAAGCCAGGAAUUCGAAACUUGAAGAAACACUGCAAACGAAGGAGACUAUUUUGAACAGUUUGAAGAAGGAAGCGAAAACGUCAAUGCUGAUUCUAGAGCAGAAUAUUGGGGUUGAGAAUCUUGAGGAGGAGUUCAGAAAGGUUUAUUUCCUGCUAAUAUUUUGUUGGUGGUCAUAG
Molecule: messenger RNA, 258 nt
Organism: Gongylonema pulchrum
Lineage: Eukaryota; Metazoa; Nematoda; Chromadorea; Rhabditida; Gongylonematidae
Source: the annotation of a GenBank genome assembly